This is a messenger RNA of Corvus hawaiiensis (hawaiian crow), 426 nucleotides long. RefSeq names its product classical arabinogalactan protein 7-like. The transcript has a single exon. The record is from RefSeq and is a predicted model, not a curated record. The coding region runs from base 1 to 426 and encodes 141 amino acids. NCBI's taxonomy places the organism in Eukaryota, Metazoa, Chordata, Aves, Passeriformes, Corvidae.
AUGUCUGCAGCCUCCUCCGUGCCUGCCGCUGCUCCAGCCCCGUCUCCCGGCACCGCCGUUCCUGCCCGCUGCACCACCACCCACCCCAGCCCAGCCUACAAGCUCCCACCAGCAGCACGCCACGAUCCAGCCACCGGCCCUCCUGCCUCCUGCCGCCCCGAGGUCAUCUCCUGCCCAUAUGGCAGCCCUGCCGCCGCCGCUCGCCUCCGUGGCCCCAGACCGCACCCUUCCGUCUCCACCGCAGCCUCCCACUUCUCAGCUGCUGAAUACUGCAGUCCCACCGCCACCGGCAUCCAUGAUCGUCCCAUCGCCCCCUCCCUCGACCGCGGCCGCAGCCCCAGCCCCUGGUUCUGCAGUCCUGCCAUCUCCCGCUCUGCCCGAACCAUCUGCCACACGGACUGCUGCCAUCACAGCCUGCCGCGUUGA